This is a messenger RNA of Penicillium pulvis, 1032 nucleotides long. It is a transcript of the gene nbp35, whose product is annotated as Fe-S cluster-binding ATPase. Gene Ontology annotation, cellular component: cytosol. Gene Ontology annotation, molecular function: ATP-dependent FeS chaperone activity; 4 iron, 4 sulfur cluster binding; ATP binding. The transcript has 2 exons. Bases 1 to 1032 code for a protein of 343 amino acids. NCBI's taxonomy places the organism in Eukaryota, Fungi, Ascomycota, Eurotiomycetes, Eurotiales, Aspergillaceae. The record is from RefSeq and is a predicted model, not a curated record. Gene Ontology annotation, biological process: iron-sulfur cluster assembly.
AUGGCACCCUAUGUGGAGGAGCCGAAUGAUGAGGCGUCUUUUGCGCCAGCCAAGCCGGCUCCCAACCUGGUAGCCCCAGAGCCAGAACACUGCCCUGGCCCCGAGUCCGAGAAAGCCGGCCAAGGCGAUGCCUGUGCUGGCUGUCCCAACCAACAGAUUUGUGCCUCCGCACCCAAAGGCCCCGACCCCGAUAUCGCGAUCAUCACCGAGCGACUCUCUCAGAUCCGACACAAGAUCCUUGUUCUCUCUGGUAAAGGCGGAGUAGGAAAAUCUACCUUUUCGACCCUCUUGUCCCAUGCCUUCGCCGCCAAUCCUGACUCAACCGUGGGAAUCAUGGAUACCGACAUUUGUGGGCCGUCGAUUCCCAAGAUGAUGGGUGUGGAAGCAGAGACAAUCCACGUCAGUAAUGCUGGCUGGAGCCCGGUCUGGGUAACAGAUAACCUGGGCGCUAUGAGCGUGCAGUUCAUGCUGCCAAACCGCGACGAUGCGGUCAUCUGGCGCGGACCCAAGAAGAACGGUCUCAUCAAGCAGUUCCUUAAGGAUGUGGACUGGGGCGAGCUGGACUACCUCAUCGUGGAUACCCCUCCUGGAACCUCGGACGAGCAUUUGUCGGUCAACUCUUUGCUGAAGGAAUCCGGAGUUGAUGGCGCAGUCGUUGUGACUACCCCACAAGAAGUUUCUUUGCUGGACGUGCGCAAAGAAAUCGAUUUUUGUCGCAAAGCUGGAAUCCGUAUCCUGGGUCUAGUCGAGAACAUGUCCGGAUUCGUGUGCCCCAGCUGUACACACGAGUCGCAGAUAUUCCGCGCCACAACGGGUGGAGGUCGUCGGUUGGCAAAGAAGAUGGGGAUCCCAUUCUUGGGGGCUGUGCCUCUGGACCCUCGGGUUGGCAUGGCGUGCGACUAUGGCGAGAGCUUCGUGGAAAACUUCCCUGACAGCCCUGCGUCCAAGGCUAUCAAGCGGGUUGUUCGGGCGGUUGGUGAAGCGGUUGGGGAGAACCCGGAUGAUGUCCUUCCAGAGGAUAUCGUCGGUUGA